AUGAGUGGUCCUGUUUCUUUAUCACAAAGAUUUCGAAAUACUGGAGCGGCUAUGAUAAAAUAUGCUAACAACGCUCUAACAUUGGAUGAAGAUUCCAUAAGACGUUUAGCUGUCAAUCACUCCGGUGUUCUUGGCUCUUUCUAUGAUGUAAGAACAGAUCAAAUACUUAAAACAUUACCAUUGGGGAAAACUCCCACAACAAAAAUAAUACCCGUGGAAGUAGUCCGAUGUACCGUAAUGAACAGUGAUACAUUUGAUUGUCAAAAGUUAUUUCAUGAUAUUGGUAUUCAUGAUGAACUAUGGCUGAAUGUUAUCUUAAAUAUUGUACCAGGAGAAGGUAUGCUUUCAUUAGUUAAUUAUUCAUUUCCGAGCAAUCAAAACAUUCGAUUUUUUUACUAUUAUUAUUCUGGUCAACAUGAAUCAAUUAAAUUUGCUCCAAAGGUAGUUAGACAAUAUAUUCCGAGAGAGAUACCUAAAAUCAAUGCAACUCACAUUAUUUCAGGAAUCAAAUCAGGUAUUCAAGUGCUUGCCGUAUUAGAACUAUCUUCUAAUAAUGAAACUUCUCUUGAUAUAUUAUUCCAAGAAAUAUGUAAACGAUUAACAACUGACAAGUUUGAAUUAAAAACAGCAGAGAAAAUUUCCCUGAGUCGAAUCAAGAUUAUCGAAAUCUUCUCUAAUACACCUGAACUAACCCAAAUACACCAAUUACCUGUACUAUUGGACUCAAUAACUAUAAAAAUGCCACAUGCUUACCGUUACCAUCCGUUGGAAUAUAGUCUUCGUGAUAUCAAAUGGUUUUAUCCUAAUCACUCUGCCCAGGAAGAUAAAUUUAUUCUGCUUGAAUCCUCAUUUCAUAGAAGUGUCAAACAAUAUUUGCUUCAGUUAUCAACUCAAAAACCAGAGUUAGUUAUUCCGAUCGAACAAGAAGCGAGAAAUGCAAUGGAAGAAUAUUCUCAAGCACAACUUGAUAUAGUCCAAAACAAAAUCAAAAAGGCACUAACAACAUAUCCACGAGAAACCACACGCAUUUGUGAUUUGAUUAUUAAAGUUCGAAAGGGAAUACUUUCGUAUGAGCAAGCCACCAUAACUCUCACUAAAAAAUUCAACAUAUUAUUACCAAAUGAAAUUAACAUUCCUACAAAACAUUCUCAGGUAUCUUCGAAUAAUGAAAACUUCAUAAGCGAUUUCCAACAGAAAAACAAUAAAGAUUCAAAUAUUACAAAUGAACAGCCUACGAGUAUAAACGAAAAAAUCACACCACCGAAACCACUAGUAUUGCCAAAUAAAAAUAUUCAAACGGACCAUUCUCAAGUACCUGCAAAUAAUAAAAAUAGCGUAAACAAUUCCCAACAAAAAAAUACCGAAGAUUCAAAUCCUUCAAGUGAACAGCCUAAGAGCACAAAAAAAACACAUACAUCAUGGCAACCACCAGUAUCGUCAAAUGAAAACAUGUCAGCAAACGAUUCUCAAGCAUCUACAAAUAAUAAAAAACGCACAAACGAUUUGCAACAAAAAAAUACUAAGAAUUCAAAUAUUCCAAAUAAACAAUCUAAUAACAUUGAUGAAACAGUCACACCAAUGAAAUCUCCAAUAUCAGUAAAUGAAAUACAUAUUUUUGUACUAAGUGAAAAAUUAGCACAUGAUCAAAAACCAAAUAGUCUAUCAAAUAUGCCAUCAAUAUCAAUUUCAGAACUCGUACAAUCAUCAAAAAACCAGUCAAAUGACAAUGAAAGAUUAUUGGGUUCACCAAGUUUGAAAAAUUCUUCAUCGUCGAAUAAUCAAUUCCCAUUAAAUGAAUACUUCAACGGUGAACAAAUGCAAGAUCACUUACCAGAAUUACAGACUCAAUCAACUUCUGACUUAACACCAUCAACUAAACAACAGGUUGAUACGUUACCAUCUCUGCCAACUACUAAUUAUAUCAAUGUUCUUCUGCUCGGUGAAUCUGGUGUAGGUAAAUCAACAUUCAUCAAUGCUUUUGUCAAUUAUCUUCAAUUUGAAACGUUUGAAGCAGCUCGUUCAAGUGACCCUGUAAUACUUAUGCCUGUCUCAUUUCUUUUGACAGUUGGUCACAGUUUUGAAGAGCAAAUUGUUAAAUUUGGUGAUGCCGAUUCCAAUGAAGAUUAUGAUCAUCCGGGUCAAUCAGUAACUCAACAUUGUAAAUCGUAUGUUUUUAAAAUUGAUACUCACACUUACUUUAGAAUAAUUGAUACACCAGGAAUGGGUGAUACUCGUGGUCUAGAUCAAGAUGAUUACAAUAUGCAACAUAUUUUAUCAUUUAUCAAUAAUCUCUCACAUUUAAAUGCAAUUUGUAUACUUCUUAAGCCGAAUGAAUCAAAAUUAAAUAUUGUUCUUCGAUCAUAUUUCACUCAUUUACUUAAUUUUCUUAGUGAAAAUGCUCGUCAUAAUAUUAUCUUUUGUUUUACGAAUACUCGAUCAACUUUCUUUGCUCCAGGUGAUACUGCUCCAUUAAUCAAAAAAAUGAUUAAUAAUUUACCAACUAAAGAUAUUCCAUUUAAUAAAUCGAAUGUUUUUUGUUUCGAUAAUGAAGCAUUUCGUUAUUUAAUUGCUCUUCAAAAUAAAAUCGAAUUCGAUACAUAUGAAGAAGAAGAAUAUCAAACAAGUUGGAAAGUGUCAGUAACUGAAUCAAAUCGACUUUUUCAAUAUAUUUCUGAAACGUUAGACCCUUAUGAUCAUAGUCAAUGGCAAUCAAUUGAACAUUUACAAAUUAAAAUCAGUCAAAGAAUCUUUCCGAUAUUAGAAACAAUGCGAAAUAUGCUUCGAAAUAUUAUAUUGAAAAAAGAAAAGCAUUCAAAGACACAAAUAAAGCUUAAUCUUGUUAUUAUCCCACAAUCUUCAAGUAUUUCUUAUGAGACCAAACGUACUUCAAAGCAACACAGCAAUAUUUGGAGUCUACCUGAUGAUUUGUAUUUAGUUUAUGACGAAUAUGAUGAAUAUGAUUGUAUUCUUAAGAAACAUAUUGACGACAACUAUAUACUUAAAUAUGAAAUUACCUAUGAAGAAGAUGAACAAUCUGAUAUCGAAAUGAAGUCCAAUUACAAUCAACUUAAAGAAGUUGUUUUUGAGUUUGCUCACUUUUAUGUUUAUGUUUCGAAUACAUCAAAACUCAAAGAUCCUUUCUUGAAUGCACUCAAACAAAUAAUUGAUGAGGAAAGUCAAAUUUGUUCAGCAAAAGGUUCUCAAUGUCUGAACUCACAAAUACGAAAUAUAUUGAUUGAAUUAAGAAAAAAAUAUGAAGAAAAGCAAAAUGCAUUCAAAUUGAAAUGUCCAAAUAUCGAUUUACAGAAGAUCUAUAAACUAAUCGAAACUAUUAGCACGAUUGAUGAUAUGAAAAAACAAUUGGAUAUUAUUGAACAAGGCCAAGAAAAUUAUCUGAAGCAGCAUGAAAAGGAAAUUUCCUACAGGUUUGAAUAA
Messenger RNA from Rotaria sp. Silwood1, 3435 nucleotides. Lineage: Eukaryota; Metazoa; Rotifera; Eurotatoria; Philodinida; Philodinidae. The record is from the annotation of a GenBank genome assembly.